CAUUCCCAGGCUGGAGGACGCCAGGCCGGGCCCCUCAGCGCCGCAGGACGGACCUGGGGGGGCCCGACCCGAGCUGCCGCCCCACGUCAGAGCCCUGAUGGCCGGAGUGCUGGAUCUCUUCCCUGAUGUGCAGAGCGACCAUGUGGCUGAACUCAUCCAGCAGAACAAUGUCACCGACCUGAAUGUGAUCUGUAACAUGCUGCUGGAGAACCCAGCCUAUCCCAGGAGACAGGCCGCUCCCCCCGCCCCCACCAGCAUCCUGCUGGAGUCUGGAGAGCAGGAGGCUGAGGUGACGGAGGACCUGUUCGACCUCAGCCGUCUGGGCGCCGUGCCCCCUGAGGCCCUGAUGCAGGCCACUGACCUGCUGAUGGCCGACUUCAGGAUGCUCAGCUGCCAGGACCUCAAGUGGGUCCUCAACGCACUCAAGGGACACUAUGCAAUCACACGCAAGGCCUUAUGUGGAGCUCUGAAGAAGUGGCAGGACUCUGGAGACCCCCCGGGGAAGAGACGGCGGAGUAGGACUGCGUCAGAGCGCUGCUACGUGGACCUCCAGUUUGAGCACGGCAAUGUGAAGUUGGAAAAGAGGAUGUACUUCCUGGAGAACGACCGGCGGUACUUCCGGACCUACGGGACGCUGGAGCCCUCGCUGCAGGCCGAGCUGGCCUUCUACCAGCGGAGGGCCAAGGAGUCCGCGGAGCAUGAGGACUUCCUGCUGGCUCUGCAGGUCAACGAGGACGAGUACAAGAUGGACGGACAGCUCAUCGAGUGCGGCUGCUGCUUCGGAGAGUUUGCCUUCGAGAAGAUGACUCAGUGCUCCGACGGCCACCUCUUCUGCCAAGAGUGCCUGGUCAAAUACGCUCAGGAGGCCGUGUUCGGCUCUGGACAGUCGGAGCUCAGCUGCAUGUCGGGGGGGUGUCCCUGCUCCUACCCGGUGUGUGAGCUGGAGAAGGUUCUGCCGGAGAACAUCCUGAUCAAGUACUACGAGAGGCAGGCUGAGGAGGCCGUGGCCGCCACCUGCGCCGACGAGCUCGUACGGUGUCCCUUCUGCAACUUCCCUGCCCUGUUGGACAAGGCCAUGUCUCUGUUCAGCUGCCCCAACCCCCGCUGUCGCAAGGAGAGCUGCAGGAAGUGCCAUGUUCAGUGGAAACAACACGUGGGGAAGACAUGUGACCAGGUCCUGGAGAGGGAUGAGAUCCGUAUGAGGGUGCUGUUCGAGGAGCGUAUGACGGCGGCCCGGGUGCGGCUGUGUGUGAGGUGCGGCCUGGGGCUGGUGAAGUCGGAGGGCUGUAACCGCAUGGCGUGCCGCUGCAGCAGCUUCAUGUGCUACCUGUGCCGGGAGCCAAUCACGGGCUACAACCACUUCUGUCAGCACGCGCGCUCGCCAGGGGCGCCCUGCCGCCACUGCCGCAAGUGCUCCCUCUGGACGGACCCCACGCAAGAUGACGAGCGCAUCAUCCAGGAGAUCCAGAAGGAGGGCGAGGCGGAGCUCAACAAGCAGAGCAGCGAUCCCUCAGGUAAGCGGGUGGGACCCCCUCCCGAGGCGAUCACCGUCUCCAAGCGGCCCCGCGUUGCCCCCCCGCUGCAGAACCCGCCCCCCCCCCAACCGGGCCCCCACCUGGGGGUCCAGCCGCCCCCCCCGGCGGUGCAGGACCCCCCCAUGUGGCUCCACCUCGGCCCGUUCCCCCCCGCCCCCGCCCAGGUGGUCCGCAGGGUCUACCAGAUCAGGGCGGCCCCCGGGAUGGCCCCGGGCCCCUACGUCCCCCCGCUGCCCCACCUGCCCCCCCUCAACAACCCGCCCCCGCCUGUCAAUCACAACCUGGACAUGAUGGACCUGCCCAUGCACUACGGCCCCCCCCCCUACUACAGGCAGCGCUUCUAGUGGUGGGAGACCGGACACACACGCACACACACACACACACACCCCCCUUGCCUUGCCCCGGCCCCCCGUUCCAGGGGCCCCCCGUUCCAGGGGCCCCCCGUUCCAGGGGCCCCCCGUUCCAGGGGCCCCCCGUUCCAGGGGCCCCCCGUUCCAGGGGCCCCCCGUUCCAGGGGCCCCCCGUUCCAGGGGCCCGGGGCCGUUUCCUUUGUACUGGUCUACCCGGAGUCUUUCCGAGGUGAAUAAAGAUAUUUUUGCUGCGUGGUUCCGCGUCGUGUUCCAGGGGCGCCCUGUUUUUUAAAGGUUCCUGAGGAGGUUUUGUAUGUUGAGCUGUUGACAGGAAGGAGACUGGAUCUCCAUUAAAGCACCUUGAAA
Molecule: messenger RNA, 2251 nt
Organism: Gadus chalcogrammus (walleye pollock)
Lineage: Eukaryota; Metazoa; Chordata; Actinopteri; Gadiformes; Gadidae
Gene: rnf216
Product: ring finger protein 216
Exons: 14
Coding region: 98-1879 (593 amino acids)
Source: RefSeq, a predicted model, not a curated record